AUGGGUGGACAUAGAGUUUAUAUUGGUCGACUUGCUCGCGAUGCCAACAGACGCGACCUUGAAGAUCUCUUCAAGGAGUACGGAAGAAUUCUUGAUGUUACAGUAAAGAGCGGGUUUGGCUUUGUUGAAUUUGCUGAUAAAAUGGAUGCCGAAGAUGCUGUUCAUGAUAUUCAUGACACCAAGUUUUUGGGUCAAAGAAUUAUCGUUGAGCUCGCUAUGAGCCGUCGUCGUGGUGAACGUCAAGAAAAUAAGGAUACCAACCGCAUUAUCGUAAAGAACAUCCCACCCAAGACCACUUGGCAGGAUCUCAAGGAUUUCAUGCGUAAGGCUGGUCGUGUCACUUUUGCUGACAUUCUCAAGGAUCGCGAGGGUGAAGGUGUUGUUGAAUUCGCCAAACGUGAUGAUAUGAAGUAUGCACUGAAAGAGCUUGAUAAUGAAAAGCUGAAUGGCACUCGUGUCACUCUUGAAGAGGCUGGUCGUAGCAGAAGAAGAUCGUCUCGUGAUCGUAGUAGAUCUCCUCGCCGUUCUUCUCGCCGUCGCUCUCGUAGUCGCGACAGCCGCUCACGUUCACGUUCACGUUCUCGUUCUCGUUCUCGCUCUCCUCGUCGCGAUCGUUCUGUCUCAAGAUCUCGUUCUAGCUCUAGAGGUAGAUCUUCUGAACGUCGUGCUGAUAUCAAGAAUGAGGAUAUGGUCAUUGAUGUUCCCGUUAAGGAUGAAAUGUCUCCCAAGGAAGAAAAGCAUGAUCGCUCACCUAGUCGCUCCAGAAGCCCUAGCCGUCAUAGUUCCGAAGCAAAGACCACCGAAGCAGAAUCAACUAGCACAAAGAAAUUGACAUCUGUUUCGUCUGCUAGCAAAGAACAAUCAGCAAUCACCAAAUCAACUAUAUCUCUCAAAUCAACCACCAAAUCAACCACCAAAUCAACCACCAAACCUACUCCCACUACCACCAAAUCUACCACCAAAGUUGCAGCUAAAUCUAAAACUGCAACUCCAACAUCUUCAGUUUCUGUAUUACAACGUAAUGGUUUGGAAAAGGUCAUUUCCUCACUUCGAGUUACUACCAAAACUGCGAAAAUCACAAGCACAAAUUCGAGUGUAACAAAGACAACUUCCAGCCAUAGUUCCACUAGUACUACAAAGAAAGAGACCGAGACUUUAACCAAGACCAAGGCAAAGACAGAUGAUCCCACUCCUACUAAAGACAGUAGAUCAGAAACACCCACAAAUGAAGCUACCACCAAAAAGAAGGCUUCAUCAAUAGAUGAGUCUAAGCCAACAACGACUGUAAACAAGUCCAACCCUACCAACACGGAUGACAAGCCUUCGCCUACUGAAUCUGAUAAGUUUGGAAACAAUGCUUCUUCCACAGAUAAGUCCAACCCUACCAAGGCAGCUUCUGAUAAUGAACCCACCUCUACAACCAAGGGAUCCACCAAAACUGCCUCAGAAACAGGACCCACCGAGACAGCUUCUGAUGAGCCUACGAAGUCUGUUACAAAGACUGAAUCAUCGUCUUCUGAAAAGCCUAGCAAGACGGUCUCAGAUGGCGAAUCUACUUCAAUUGAGACGCCCAGCAAGACGGAGACAUUUGAGCCUACUCCAACUGGAAAGCCUACCAAGACUAACACAGAUGGUGAGCCUACUCCAACUGAAAAGCCUACCAAGACCAACACAGAUGGUGAGCCUACUCCAACUGAAAAGCCUACCAAGACCAACACAGAUGGUGAGCCUACUCCAACUGAAAAGCCUACCAAGACCAACACAGAUGACCAGCCUACUCCAACUGAAAAGCCUACCAAGACUAACACAGAUGGUGAGCCCACUGUUUCAACCACUGAAAAGCCUACCGAAACCAACACAGAUGGUGAGCCCACUGGUUCAACUACUGAAAAGCCUACCAAGACCAACACAGAUGACCAGCCUACUCCAACUGUAAAGCCUACCAAGACUAACACAGAUGGUGAGCCCACUGGUUCAACCACUGAAAAGUCUACCGAAACCAAUACAGAUGACCAGCCUACUCCAACUGUAAAGCCUACCAAGACCAACACAGAUGAUAAUCCUACAUCAACAACUGAUAAGCCCACCAAGACCAAUACAGAUGAUGAGCCUACUGGCUCAAGCACUGAGAAGUCUACUAAAUCAGCUAUUGAAAAGGAGUCGCCAUCUACCAAAGAAUCUACAAAGACUCGCACAGAUGAAGAGCCCACGCCUACAGACGAUAAAUCAACAACCGAAAAGCCAACCAAAACUGCGUCUGGUACAGAUGGUGUAGAGACAACUAUUGCGUCUACAAAGCCCACCGAAUCUAUAACAUCUGGUAACGAGCAUGAAACUAGCAUCACUGAAAAGCCUUCCAUUACCGAAACCAGCAAUGAGGAGACAUCUACUCGUUCCGCAAAGCCCACAAAAACUGUUUCUGCUAGUACCGCUGAUGGAGAGGAGACAAUUACUCCUACUACAAAGCAGAACACUAGUAAACCCACCCCUACUGACAGUGCUACAGAGAGUGAAUCAACAUCUGCUACCCCAACCGAAACCGAAACAGAAACACAGACAGCUACACCAACAGAGACAGAAACAGAAAGCCAUACGGACGAUUCAACUGGCACUACUUCUGCUGGUACCACAGAGACCACCAGCAAGACCGAGAGCACCACAGAGACACCUACACCUACGCCUACUACGGACAACAACAGCAACAACAACGAUAAGACCAUCACGUUCAAAGCAACCUCUACCUAUCGUUAUCAAACCCUGUCGUGGUUGUCUGAUAGUUUCAGUAUCUCUAUUCCAGCCCCUUCAUCCAGCGAACCAACAAAGACGAGUAAACCCACCUCCAUUAACACCAGCACGCCCACAGCCACCGCAAAUCAAGACACCAUUCCAGAGUAUAUCGCUCCCAACGUCGAUGCUAUUAUUCCAGACACGAGUUCGCUUGUCUUUAUGAAGUUCAAGUACAUCUCUUACUCUCAAAUGGUCCAAGAUGCUGUCUUGACUGCCCAAUUCGUGCAAACAUUGCCAGCAUUCUUGAGCAAGAACUUGGGUGUCACUGCUGAUGAUGUGAUUGUGGUUACUAUUACCAGCGCAGGUGGAUCUACUACCAGCAGCAGUGGUAGCAGCAGUUCCAACAAGAAGCGUGCUCUCUUGAGAAAACGUGAAGAUGCUUCAGGUGUUGUUGUUUCCAUUGCGAUCCCUGCCGAUCAAGUCAGUGAGUUGCAAAACUUGAUUAGUCAAUCCAACUCGAGCCUUUACUCUGAUUCCAAUGGACAGCUGGCUUCUUUGAUUGAUGCCUCUUAUCCCAUCACUGGAAAUGCUGUGAGCCAAACAUCCAACUCCAACAAUGUGGUUGAUCCCAAUGCCAACCAUGCCGGAUCAAGCAAUUCUUCAAACAACGGUAAUGCCAAUGGUUCUAACAGUGGCGGUUUAUCCAAGGCCUCCUUGAUUGGCAUCUGUGUAUCUGUUGGUGUUGUAGUCUAUGCUGCUGCUACGAUUGCAGUGAUCAAAGUCUAUCGCAAGAGACGCAAUGCCAAAGAAGAAAAGGCAAUUGCUGAGCAUCAAGUGUUUGCACAAAGCAUCUCUGAGCCUGUCAUGAUGGACAACUCGCUUGGUUGGUCUAAUGUUGGUGGAUACAACCACCAGAGACAACCUUAUCGACGCAAUGAUAGUGACCAUCAAUGGUAG
Molecule: messenger RNA, 3684 nt
Organism: Mucor velutinosus
Lineage: Eukaryota; Fungi; Mucoromycota; Mucoromycetes; Mucorales; Mucoraceae
Exons: 9
Coding region: 1-3684 (1227 amino acids)
Cellular component (GO): nucleus; cytoplasm
Molecular function (GO): mRNA binding
Source: RefSeq, a predicted model, not a curated record